Purpureocillium lilacinum is the source of this 174-nucleotide messenger RNA. Lineage: Eukaryota; Fungi; Ascomycota; Sordariomycetes; Hypocreales; Ophiocordycipitaceae. The record is from RefSeq and is a predicted model, not a curated record.
AUGGACAAGCAACUCGACUGGGAGACGCCAAGGAGCCGCCGCCAACCACUCUCAUCGUCCUCUUUCCUUUCCGUCCUUCCCAGUCCUCCGUGUCCCCUUCACCGCCUGAACGGGGGACUUGCUCCUCCCAUCACCAUCAUGCGCUUCUGCAGCGCUCCCGCUCUGAACUAUUAG